Messenger RNA from Diaporthe amygdali, 663 nucleotides. RefSeq lists its product as uncharacterized. The coding region runs from base 1 to 663 and encodes 220 amino acids. Gene Ontology annotation, molecular function: catalytic activity. The record is from RefSeq and is a predicted model, not a curated record. Lineage: Eukaryota; Fungi; Ascomycota; Sordariomycetes; Diaporthales; Diaporthaceae. The transcript has 2 exons.
AUGACCACAACCACCCACUCACCCACGGAACUCCUAUCCGCCAUCCUAACCACCACGGAGAAGGACAUCAUCCCUCUCACAGCAGAGGGCGUCACCUCAGGGUGCAAGCUCUUCGGCGCCGCGAUCCUGACGCGGGCGGGGCUGAAGACGCACACCGUAGCGACCAACAACGAGCGUGUGUCGCCGCUGCUGCACGGCGAGAUCAACUGCAUCCAGGAGUUCUUCAAGGCGCCCAGCACGGCCGAGUCGCCGCGGCCGGCUCCGCGGGACUGCGUCUUCUUCGCCACGCACGAGCCCUGCUCGCUGUGCCUCAGCGGCAUCACCUGGGCCGGCUUCACCGAGUUCUACUACCUCUUUACGUACGAGGACUCGCGCGAUCUGUUCAGCAUCCCGUACGACAUCGACAUCCUCGAGGAGGUGUUCCGCGUGCGCGCGCCGGGGGAUACGGACGAGAGCCUGCGCGCGCGGCCACUUUACAACCGCACGAAUAAGUUCUUUACUAGCAGGAGCUUAGCGGAGUUGGUGGAGGGGAUUGAGGAUACGGGGGAGAGGGAGAGGUGGCUGGGCGAGAUUGAGAGGGUCAAGAAGCUUUAUAAUGGCUUGUCGGAGACGUAUCAGGAGGGGAAGAAGAAGGGUGUUGAGACUGCGAGUGUGUGGCAGUGA